AAACAAACCAGAGAGAAAGAAGACAGCGUGGAUUUGUGAUGAAAUUUCAUUUAAGUUCUCGUCCAGACGACUCCUGCCGAAGCGUGAAGCCUUUCUUUGACAACUGUAGAUCCUAGUUACACAGAACAGAGGGGAGAACACAGCCAUACCCGGACUUGUGGCUAAGGCCUUGUUAUUACAGAACAACUUGGUGGUCACGUUGAUUUUCUGCCAGAGUCUGACAUAAGAACAAAGGAAUUGUGGAACGUGAGGUGGCAGAAAAGUUUCCACCAAGGACCCAGGCAUCUGUUCUCUGCAAUGCCUCUGCCUAGUGUCAGUGGAAUGGAUCCUCCCUUUGGGGAUGCUUUUCAAAACUACACUUUCGCUGACCAGGCACUGACUAGCACUGAUCUGUUAGCCAACAGCUCGGACCCAGACUUCAUUUAUGAACUGGACAGAGAUAUGACUUGUCGCCAGAGCCCUGGAAGAGACGUGUUCGGAGUUGAGGACUGCAAGGAUUUUGAAAGCAUGGAGAAUCUUCCAGAACUAAUAGACAAUGACCUGGCCUACAGCUCCAACUUUGAACAGUGGGACACGUAUUGGGAAGACUUGACCAAGUACACUCGCCUCACCAGCUGUGACAUCUGGGGCACUAAGGAGGUUGACUUCCUGGGCUUGGACGAUUUCUCCAGCCCUUACCAGGAUGAGGAAGUCAUAAGCCGUACACCCACCUUGGCCCAGCUCAACAGUGAGGACUCGCAGCCUGUGUGUGACACUUUAUACCUUCCAGAUUCGGUGGCAGGCCAAAAGCAGACUGUUUUUCCUCCACCAGCGGUAGGCAAGACGAUGGGUAGAACCAACGCUUCUGUCACAGGCACCUCCUCCAACCACAGUACACUUCCGGAUUAUGCCGAAGGCUCUCAGAAGGCCACGUGGCCAGUGCCCUCAAGCACUGAGACUAUGGCAAAGGCCCAGAUGCAAGGGCCUAGCAGGGUUGGAUCUCCACAACCAGAGAACACGGAUUACGUACGCAAAGCCAAGGUUCGCAUUAGCGUACCACGCAAGACCUUCCUAGAGAGUUGUGCUCAGCAGAUCAGCGUGUCUGCCAGCUCCCCUCUUAUCAAAGAGCAUGAGUCAAGUGCUGCUUUGAUCAGCAAUGCCCAAGCGACCACUAUUGACACUCCAUCUUCUCUGAUUCCCAUGGUUUGCGAGAAAAGAGUGGAACUCUGUAAACGCGAGUCUCCAUGUGGCUCCACUCCAGACGUGGGGGUGUCGAGUGGAAAGCCAUCGAAACUUAACUUCCUCGUGGCUGGCAGCGGUGAAACCUUGCUCACCGUGAGCGCCCUGGGUGCCGAUGCCACCGCUGCCGCCGAGAAGAAGAAAGAGGAGGAGCACAACUACUCGCUGUUCCUGACCAGGGCGAGGCUUGCGGGCAAAGCUCCCGCCGACAUGGAGGAAGACGAGGACGAGGAGGAGGAAGAGGAAGACGGUGAGGAGGAAGAGGAAGAGGAGGAGGCAGAGGGGGUGGACUUGGACGACGAAGACCACGACGAAGGGUUUGGCAGCGAGCACGAGCUUUCGGAAAAUGAAGAGGAAGAGGAGGAAGAAGAUGACGAUUAUGAGGGAGACAAAGACGACGACAUCAGCGACGCGUUCUCAGAGCCAGGAUGCGAUGCUGACAUGGUCGAGGACGUUAAAGGUCUGACGGCCGGAAUUUCCAGAAAGAGGGGUAAGCGCCGAUACUUCUGGGAAUACAGCGAGCAGCUCACCCCGUCUAAGCAAGAACGUAUGCUAAAACCUUCCGAGUGGGACCGAGACACCCUUCCCAGCAACAUGUAUCAAAAGAAUGGCCUGCAUCAUGGAAAAUACACACUAAAGAAGUCACGGCGGACAGACGUAGAGGAUCUCACCCCCAACCCACGGAAGCUGCUUCAGAUCGGGAACGAAUUGCGCAAACUUAACAAGGUGAUUAGUGACCUGACCCCUGUUAGCGAGCUGCCCCUGACUGCUCGCCCUCGCUCUCGGAAGGAGAAAAACAAGUUGGCGUCCAGGGCCUGCAGACUAAAGAAAAAAGCGCAGUAUGAAGCCAACAAGGUCAAGCUGUGGGGUCUUGGCACUGAAUAUGAUCGAUUGCUGUUCGUGAUUAAUACAAUCAAAGAGGAGAUUGUGAACCGAGUUCAAGAUAACUCCAAUAAUAAUGGGACAAGCAUGGCAGAGAAGCUCGAUAAGCUCAUAGAAGAGACACUAGUGCAGCCACCAGUAGCUGGCCAGACUUCAGACUUUGUGAACCAGAUCCUUGAGAAUACAGGCAAGGGUGACCCCACUGGAGGUCUAGUGGGACUGCGUGUGCCCACACUGAAAGUGUAGAGGCAUAUACAGAUAGUAUUCUGAAGCACAGUCGAAGCCAUCCACGCCAUUCCUGUCUCACACUGUAACGGCCCAACACUCUGCAUGCCCAUGUCAACAGGAGAUGCUCAAAAUGCUUAAUGUGGAUACAUGCAUAUGAACACCUGUCUUUCUGUGCAUACGUAUGUAUAUGUUCACCUUCCACGCACCUACAGAAAUCUCUGCACUCAGUAGUCUCAGUUUCCUUACCACGUGUGCAUGUGGCUGGUUUAAAAAAAAAAAAAAAAACAAACAAACCCAAAAACCUCCAUCUGCAAGCCGCCAUUUUGCAAAAUUCAGAAGCCAAUUUAUGAGAUACCUCCCGGAAAGUAUCGUCAAUUUAGACAUGAAGACGCAACUGGUUCCUGCUGUAGCCAUUUUUUCCUUAUGUCCAGCAGAUGCCCCUUUUACUGGAUUCAGAAAGCAGAAAUGUUUUCUUUAGGGAAUAUAGUAACAUUAUGAUCAGUAAUUAAGACUCGUGGAUAGAAAAAAAAAAAAGAAGACAUUUUAGAGAGAUUAACUAAUUGUCAUAUAUCACCUGGUCAUGUAAGAAAAAAAAAACAACAACAUUUAUCUAAACCUCUGCUUUCCUAUUCUAGUAUUGUGGCAUUUGCAGGAUUGAACAAGUUACACCCUUAUAUGCCAAUUCUGACAAAGCCAAUGCAAACACAAACAUCUGAAUCAUCUAUCUUUAUUGGAAACCAAGCGAAAGAUAGGCGUAUAAAUUAAGGACAGGGGUUACUGCAUGACAAUUAGGAUAGGACUGGGCUUGAAUGUUCUGUUCCUUUUGUCUUGAUGGUCUCAGGGUGACUAGAGAGAGAUUAUUGACUGACUGGAGCAGAUGGUCCAUUUAAACCUUCCUUAACUGAGAAGAACUAUUAUUUUUUACUGGUGACUCCACCCACUUUGAUCAAAGUGCCCUCGCGUCAAGUGACCCCGGACGUUUUUUUUCCGAGGUCGCAUCGAAGGGGCUCAAAAGUCGAUUCCCCCGACUCGGUCUUGUUCAUAUUUGUACUUUUUAUUAAAAAGUAAGAUUCAUUGUGCCUUGUAGAUGUUGAGGGGAUAGCGAAUCUCACUUGAAAGCAAGUGGACCAUGCUUCAAGGAGAAGAAGAGCUGCAGGGCGCGUCAGACCUGCGGGUUUGUCGUGUAUUUCAGCUCGAUAAAGAUACUCUGAGUGAACGUAGGAAAAAAUAUUGAUUUAUGCCACAGAGUCUGUGUUAGGUAAAAAUAAGAGAUGGCUCUGACAAAUAUUUCUUUCCUCUCUCUAUUUUGGUACUUCAUUUAAGUGGAGAAUGGAUGGAUGGAUGGAUGGAUGUGUGUGCUUGUGCGCGCGUGUGUGUGUUUUGAGGGGGGGGGAGGGUUUCUUUUAAGACAACUAUUCAUAUAUAUAUUAAAUACGAAAAAGAGAUUUGCACACUAUAUUCAGAUUGUUUUGUUUUUGUACCAAAGACAUGCAACGUAAAUUGGCAACUAGCCAGUUUCAGUAAGGUUUUGCACAGCUAUCCUGACACCGUAUUGAAUGUAGGAAAAAAAAAAAACAAACAACAAAGUUGUAGGGUCAGGGAUUUUCAAUGAACUGUGAAAUUUGCUUGGGUCCAAUUAUCUACAGAAAGAAGCAUUCAUUCGCAUCGUCCUAGAGCUCUUGCGCUGUUCUUCAGCUCUCAAGUUGAAGCGUUGCUUUGGAAACCUUUGUACUAGGAUCAAGCGGUUCAGUUUCCCACCAUUGCAAUUUUGUCCAUUAAUGCUUUUAAAACUGUAGAGUUGAAGAUGCGUUUUUUUUUUUUUUGUUUUUUUUUUUGUAAUUGCAUAUGUAUGACGUUAUCAGAGAACCAAAAUGUUCACUUUAAUAUUAAUAUUUUACAAUUAAUAUUCUUUCAAUUUUACGGAGGAGAAUAAGCAUACAACAAAUACAUUAUUUUGCGUAUGUCGUGCGUGUAGUCCGUAAAUCAUGCAUACACGUACUUGUAUUGAUAAAAUGGUACCUUUUCAAUGCGUAUGUUAAUAAGCAUGACACAUUUCUAUAGCUUUAUAUUCAGUGAAUAACCCGGAAAUAAGAAACAACAACAACAACAAAAAUAAGACUUAUUCUCUGUAUUUUUGUAAUGGUUACCUUGAGGUUUUCUGUUUUAAUGUUCUAUGAGCAUAUCUAUAAACCUUGUUGGAGAAAAGGCUUUGAUGAAUUUAUCAUCAGCAGCUCAUACUCCAAAAUAUUUCCGACCCGGAUCCAGUCAUAGGCUCUUCCUUGUCCAUGCCUAAAAAAAAGAGUGCUUACUUGUACUUUGAGGAAGGAAAGCAUUCUGAGAGAGAGAAAGAGAGAGAGAAAGAGAGAGAGAGAGAGAGAAAGAGAGAGAGAGAAAGAGAGAGAGAGAAAGAGAGGGAGAGAAAGAGAGGGAGAGCGAGAGAGCUUUAUAGUUGCACCAUGAUGGCUAGCUGCUGCACCUUCAUACUUAUCCAGUGUGAAAAGCCACUGCACUUCCCAAUGCAGAACUGCAUGUUAUCUGAAAGGAAAAAAAAGGAAAAACGACAACAACAACAACAAAAAAAAACUUGAUUGAUAGUCAUGGUUUGUCUUUGGGUGUUCGUGGAGCUCUUAUUUUUGAUUGAAUAAAAGAAGGGAGAAUAUUUUCCUCUACAACCCCUAUGAUAUUUCAGCUAAAA
This is a messenger RNA of Ictalurus furcatus (blue catfish), 5023 nucleotides long. RefSeq names its product creb3 regulatory factor (gene crebrf). The transcript has 9 exons. Gene Ontology annotation, cellular component: nucleus. Gene Ontology annotation, molecular function: RNA polymerase II transcription regulatory region sequence-specific DNA binding; DNA-binding transcription factor activity, RNA polymerase II-specific. Gene Ontology annotation, biological process: regulation of transcription by RNA polymerase II; response to unfolded protein. The record is from RefSeq and is a predicted model, not a curated record. The coding region runs from base 298 to 2346 and encodes 682 amino acids. Lineage: Eukaryota; Metazoa; Chordata; Actinopteri; Siluriformes; Ictaluridae.